CCAGUACCCACUCCAUAUAAACAAAUCAAAAGGUCAACUACUUGAUCAUAUAUCUCUUUCCUUUCACUAAAAUCAUUAGUGAAGAAAGAGAGAUGAAGAGGUGUUGGAAGGUCUUUGCGUUGUGGUUGUGGUUGUGGUUGGUGCAAGUAAAUAGUGAAGAUUCAUGCACCUCCAAUCUUAACCUAAAAAACAAACCUCUGUUUGAUACUUCUUCUUUUCAUUGUGUUUCAGUAUGGGAUGCACAAGGCUAUAUCCUCAGAUAUCUGCAGACGGAUAGAAAAGUGUGGAGUUUCCUUUUAUCAGCACCGAAUUCCAAUUCAUUCAUAGGGAUGGGUUUUUCAAGAGAUGGGAAAAUGGUGGGUUCCAGUGCAAUCGUUGGAUGGGUGAGCAACGAUGGAUCUUCAACCAUGAAGAGGUAUUUUCUGGGUGGACAAUCACCGGCCGAGGUUGUGCCGGAUCAAGGGAAUCUUGAUCUGAUGAAUAUGACAUCCUCCAUUAUUGCUGAAAACUCAAGGAUUUAUAUGGCUUUCCAAUUGAACACGGAAAUCACACCCACAAAUCGACUAAUUUACUCCCUCGGCCCUAUCGGACGCCUACCUUCUCCUAUCAAUUAUCAAUUGUCACAACAUCGGGCACAUAUCUCCACAUUCUUGGAUUAUAACUCAGGUGAAAGUAAAUCAAAGACCCCUCAUGCAAAUCUUAGGAGAACUCAUGGACUCCUGAACAUGUUCAGCUGGGGUAUUUUGAUACCAAUUGGGGUAAUGGUUGCUAGAUACAUGAGGCAAUAUGAUCCAAUAUGGUUUUAUUCUCACACUACUAUUCAAUCACUUGGCUUUCUCCUUGGAUUUGCCGGUAUUGUAUGUGGUUUUGUUCUUGAAGAUGGUCUUAGCGCUCAUGUUGAUAGACACAAAGCCCUUGGCAUCUUCAUUCUUGUUCUUGCUUGCUUGCAGGUCAUUGCAUUUUUGGUUCGACCAGGGAAGGAAUCAAAAGUAAGAAAAUACUGGAAUUGGUACCAUUACACACUGGGAAGGGUUUUGAUACUUUUGGCAGCAGGAAAUAUAUUCUAUGGAAUCCAUUUAGGAGAUGCAGGGACUUCUUGGAAUGUUGGUUUUGCUGUUACUCUCGUUGCAUUCUUCAGCAUUGCUAGCAUUCUAGAACUAAGGAUGUGGAUGACAAAAUAGAUUAUUUAUUUUGCUUUCUAUUCUUGUCUUCAUAUUUCUUCAACAAAUUAAACAUAUAUUUAUAUGUAUGUAUUCUUUUACGUUUCAACCAAACAAGUGUUUCUAAUUGCUGGUAACAGAUUUUUUCAACAAAAAGAAGAGAUUUUAUUUAUUAA
Solanum dulcamara is the source of this 1336-nucleotide messenger RNA. RefSeq names its product cytochrome b561 and DOMON domain-containing protein At3g07570-like. Bases 93 to 1181 code for a protein of 362 amino acids. Lineage: Eukaryota; Viridiplantae; Streptophyta; Magnoliopsida; Solanales; Solanaceae. The transcript has 4 exons. The record is from RefSeq and is a predicted model, not a curated record.